This is a messenger RNA of Colletotrichum scovillei, 2488 nucleotides long. RefSeq names its product aminotransferase class-V. The record is from RefSeq and is a predicted model, not a curated record. The transcript is spliced from 3 exons. Bases 578 to 1795 code for a protein of 405 amino acids. Lineage: Eukaryota; Fungi; Ascomycota; Sordariomycetes; Glomerellales; Glomerellaceae.
UCUCAAUCUAUUGGCAGACCAGAAACUAUUACUCUGAUCAAAGGAAACCAUAAUCAAGGAUUGGCGAUGAAAGUGUGCAACGGCGCUUGGCAUCGGAAACUCUCUCACCAAAAACCCGGACGGGAAGAAGGCACGGCGGGCGGGCGAGCUUCGGGCGAGCCGGGCCCAACCGCCGAAACCCCGCGCCCCACACUUCCUCUUCUCUCGCUGCCCCUCUAUCCUCCUCUCCUCCCCCGCCCACCAGCAAGCACCGCACUGAGGUUGUUCCUUCGCCCGCGCUGCAAAACGUCAUGCAUCCAUGGAAACACUAGAUCAAUUGGCUUUCUGUAAAUUGCGGGCUUCCCAAGGUCGCUUCACUUCUCAAUUGGGCAGUUCCCUAAUCAUCUGAACCCAGUCCUUUUACGUCCAUUACGCCCUGCCCCGCAACUGCUAUCGUAAUCUCACAUCUUUAAUACUUGGACUUGUUCCCAUCACGAUAGCUUCAUUUCCUUUCACUUUCUAGUAUCUUUGUGAUAAUUUCUUAUAUAUUUUGAAUUUAUCUUGCACAUCUUCAACAAUACCACACAAAGUAUUCAAGAUGGCGUCCCAGAUAGAUAUCGCUGCCGUGAGAAGCAAGUUCCCUGCCUUGGGCCAAGACCAGGUCUUCUUCGAUAAUGCAGGCGGAAGCCAGACGCUGGGCACAGUCAUUGAGUCCAUCCGAGACUAUCUCACACAAAGCAACGUCCAGCUAGGCGCCUCUUACAAAGUCGGCCAGAAGGCGACGGCCUCCUACGGCGAAGGCUACCAGGCCGGCGCAAAGUACAUCAACGCAUCCUCUGACGAGAUCGUCUUUGGCGCCUCGACAACCCAGCUCUUCCGCAACCUAUCCCACACCUUCACCUUUGACAAGGGCGACGAAAUCAUCGUAUCAGCAGUCGACCACGAAGCCAACAUCGCCUCCUGGGUCGACCUCGCCGCCCGCCAAGGGCUCGAGCUAAAGUGGUGGAAGCCCACAGACGCAUCCUCCACCACAAACCCAAAGCUAACAGCAGAGAACCUGAAGCCCCUACUCUCGGACAAGACCCGCCUGGUGACCCUCACGCACGCGAGCAACAUCCUAGGCACGAUCCACGACGUCGCCUCCGUAGCCUCCCUCGUCCACGCCUCCACCCCGAAAGGCCUCGUCUGCGUCGACGGCGUGGCCUAUGCCCCGCACCGGCCCAUCGACGUCAAAGCCCUCGGCGUCGACUUUUACGCCUUUUCGUGGUACAAGGUCUACGGUCCGCACACGGCCAUGCUGUACGCCAGCCGCGCCGCGCAGGACGCGCACAUGCGCUCCCUCGGCCACUUCUUCAACCCGAGCGAGUCCCUCGAGGGGAAGCUCGGGCUCGCGGGCGGCAGCUACGAGCUGGUCUCGGCCGUCCCGCGGGUGCUGGAGUACCUAGGCACGCCUGACUCCCAAGGCUGGAAGGGGAAAGUCGAGCAGGAGGGGCAGCUCCAGGCUACUCUGCUCGAGUACCUCAACGGUCGGGGCGACGUGACGAUCUACGGCGAGACCGAUGCCGGCACCGACCGCCGUGUUCCGACAAUCAGCUUCCGAGUGCAGGGGUGGGGCACCAAGGAGCUCGUCAAUGCCGUGGAGAACGAGUCCGAGUUUGCCUUCCGAUGGGGUCACUUCUACUCGUACCGGCUGAUCAAGGAGAUUCUGCAACUCGAUCCUGCCGAUGGCAUUAUUCGGGUUAGCAUGGUGCAUUACAACAGCCGUGAGUCAAGUGUGCACCUUAUCCGACCUGUGACAUAUGCUAAUUUGCCGUAGUUGAUGAAAUCAAGGGGUUUAUUGCGGCCUUGGAUAAGGUACUGCAACAAAAGACCAAAGCAUAGUGUAUAAUGUGAUAGAAUUAGGAUUAGAAAGACCUGUAACUCCGGCAUACCACCGGAAAGUUGCUGUCCGUCUGAUAUCUAUAUACGCUGAACAUAAAUCAUGGCUCCCAUAGCUUUUUAUAGAGGACAGAAAUACCAACAAAAAAAGGAAAAAGUCGUAAAAACGUGGCCGUGAGAGAAAAAGUCGGGGUUUUGGUGGUGUGGGGACUUCGAUUCCAAUCUCUCUCAGAGCUUGCCGGUCUUCUUCUCGACGGCUUGUCUGAGGAUCUUGAUGACCUCUGCGGGGUCCUGGGCACCAAAGACAGCGCUGCCAGCAACGAUGACAUUGGCGCCCGCAUCGGCAGCCUGGCCGACGGUGGACCCCGUCAGGCCGCCGUCGACCUCGAUGUUGAGCUCCGGGUACCGCUCGCGGAGGGCCUGGACCUUGGGCAGCUCAGAGGCCAUGAACUUCUGUCCGCCGAAACCGGGCUCGACUGUCAUGAUCAGGACCAUCUGCAGUUGUGGAGAGAACCCCCUGUCAGCCUAAUGCACCUUCGCGGAGACCCCGUCUUGUGGUGUGUGUAACAGCUGCUCGUAAGAAGAAGAAAAAAAGGGCAAUAACUCACGUCUGGUCUCUCGAGUGGGUCUU